UACUGAAUAGGAAGUCUAAAUCACAUCUUCAGGAAAGCUUUUUACUAGAAAGUUCACGCCGCGAUAAAGUUACAUUUUUAGAAACACACGACUGAAAAUUUCGUAACUUGUUUGCUAUCAAAAGUUUCAUCAGCGCAAAUUAUUUUCAAUUUAUUUUAUAAACCGACUCUGCACCAGCGUUUUACGGAAAUUUUAUUUCAUUUAUGUGUUAUGUUAAUAAGAAAAAAUUAGUGUAUUGAAACUAUGACACUAUGGCCGAAUGUUAUACUCUCUCGGAGUUGCAAUCUCAAAGGGCUCUUUCUACGGAGAAUACCGAUUCUAGCAUGGCUGCCUCUGUACAGUUGGGGCAAACUUUUGCAGGACAUUUUGGCAGGGUUGACAGUGGGUCUGACCGCGAUACCGCAGGGUAUAGCAUAUGCAAUAGUGGCUGGACUUCCGGCUCAGUAUGGCCUGUAUAGCAGUUUCAUGGGCUGUUUCGUUUAUCUUGUCUUCGGUAGCAGCAAGGAUGUCACAGUGGGUCCUACCGCGAUAAUAGCUUUAUUGGUACAAAAGCACGUGAGGAAACUGGGAGAAGAUCUUGCCGUUCUCAUGUGUUUCUUAUCGGGUGUUGUGAUUACAAUCAUGGGAAUGCUUCACUUGGGAUUUCUCGUAGAUUUUAUAAGUAUGCCCGUAAUUUGUGGCUUCAGUAACGCUGCGGCGAUUAUUAUCGCUACUUCUCAAUUAAAUACCUUGCUGGGCAUAACGGGGCGCAGCGAAUCUUUCAUCGACGCUAUCUCAAAGGUCAUCAAUCAAAUAAAUGAAAUUAAACUUUGGGAUACUACGUUAGGAGUGUGUUCGAUGGCGAUGCUGAUUAUCCUAAAGAAAUUGCCUGGUAAAAAAUCGGGAAGUCCUUUUGAGAAAUUCAUGUGGCUAAUUUCGAUAGCCAGAAAUGCCAUAGUUGUGAUGAUUGGAACUCUUAUAGCCUAUGCAUUAUUCUCCUACGAAAUCAAGCCUUUUCAAAUUACGGGCAAUAUAACUGAGGGCUUGCCAUCAUUUUCUUGGCCUCCAUUCACCGUCAUAAAAGGAAACCAAACGUAUACCUUUGUGAUGUUGAUCAGAGAGUUUGGCAGUAGCACCCUUUCAAUACCACUCAUUGCCAUUUUGGAAAGCAUUGCCAUCGCAAAGGCAUUCGCGAAGGGAAAGACUCUCGAUGCUAAUCAAGAGAUGUUAGCGCUCGGUCUCUGCAACAUAUUCGGCAGUUUCGUGAGAUCGAUGCCCGUAACCGGAAGUUUCACUCGUACCGCCGUCAACAAUGCAUCUGGUGUCAAAACGCCGAUGGGCGGUGUGAUUACGGGUAGUUUGGUGCUUUUGACAUGUGGCCUCUUGACAUCUACUUUCAAAUUUAUUCCCAAAGCUACGCUAGCGGCCGUCAUCAUAAUCGCCAUGUUUUACAUGUUCGAGAUACAUAUCUUUAUCGUUCUUUGGAGAACAAAAAAAAUCGAUUUGGUGCCAUUGACGGUGACGUUAUUAUGUUGCUUGGCGGUCGGUUUGGAGUACGGUAUGAUCGCUGGGAUUGCGGUAAAUCUAAUUCUCUUACUCUAUUUCACGGCUCGACCCGGGCUAUUGAUCGAAGAGCGGAUCGUCGAUGGUUUGACCGUACUCUUCGUAUCUCCCAAGCAAUCCCUGAGUUUCCCGGCCGCGGAGUAUCUGCGAGAGCGAGUAAUGUCUUGGUGUGACAAGAGAUUGAGAAACUUGCCUGUGAUAGUGGAGGGUCGUCACGUGCUUAGGAUCGAUGCCACAGUCGCGAAAAACCUGGCGCUACUCGUAUCAGAUCUCGCAGCACGAGAUCAGAAGCUCAUUUUUUGGAAUUGGUGUGAGGAUGCAAAGCAGACUUUGAUAUGUUACGAUCCGUCACUCGCGACUUAUUGCAAAUCAUCUGGCAGCAUAAUGCGGAUAUUUUCAGAUGAAAUGGUAGUUUACUGAUUGAAUCGAUCGAGCUACUGCCAUAAUAGAUGUGUUAGUUAUAAUUUUCUAAAUAAAUUAUACGGUGUCAUUUACUCCAAUCGUUUAAUCAAAAUGUUUAUAUGUCACUUAAUAUAUAAAUAUAUAUAUAUAUAUAUAAUGUGUAAUUAUAUAAAUGUUUUAAUUAUAUAAUAUAAUAUUAUAUAAACGAGAGUUUCAAAAAUAAUAGCAAA
Cataglyphis hispanica is the source of this 2174-nucleotide messenger RNA. Its product is annotated as sodium-independent sulfate anion transporter-like. NCBI's taxonomy places the organism in Eukaryota, Metazoa, Arthropoda, Insecta, Hymenoptera, Formicidae. The transcript is spliced from 9 exons. Gene Ontology annotation, biological process: transmembrane transport. Bases 244 to 1962 code for a protein of 572 amino acids. The record is from RefSeq and is a predicted model, not a curated record. Gene Ontology annotation, cellular component: membrane. Gene Ontology annotation, molecular function: secondary active sulfate transmembrane transporter activity.